GACGAGCUACUCGAUAUGCUGGCGCACCUGCAAAAGGACUACCCGGAGUUGGCCAAGGUGCAUACGAUUGGCCAGUCCCUUGAGGGUCGGCCACUCGCUGUGCUUGAAAUUCGACCGAACGUAAACCGUCCGCGACCAUUGCUAAUGCCGAUGUUCAAGUACGUGGGUAACAUGCACGGUGACGAAACGGUAGGUCGCGAGAUGCUCCUGUAUCUGGCCCAAUACCUACUGGCAAACUAUGGCCGCGAUCCGGAAGUCGGAGCCCUGAUGAACGAGACAGCCAUUUACCUGAUGCCAACAAUGAAUCCCGAUGGCUACGAGCGCUCCAAGGAAGGUGUCUGCGAAUCGCCUCCUGACUACGUCGGACGGUACAACGCGGCAAACGUGGAUCUGAAUCGCGAUUUUCCGGACCGGUUUGACGAUGAGCGUACGCGCCAUGUGCGCAUGAAACGGCGCCAACCGGAAACAGUGGCUGUCAUGAGCUGGAUCCUGAACAAUCCCUUCGUCCUGUCGGCCAAUCUACAUGGAGGCGCCGUUGUUGCCAGCUAUCCGUACGACAACUCGAUCUACCAUCAUGAGUGCUGCGAGGAAAGUCGUACUCCGGAUAAUAAAUUCUUCAAGUACGCUGCCCUGACGUACGCGGAGAACCAUCCGGUUAUGCGUUUGGGUCGCGAUUGUAACGAAACUUUCCAGAGUGGCAUCACUAAUGGAGCUUUCUGGUACGAGUUGAGCGGUGGAAUGCAGGACUUCAACUACGUGUACAGUAACUGCUUCGAGGUGACGCUAGAGUUGAGCUGCUGCAAGUUCCCGCUUGCUCAAGAGCUGCCGAAAGAGUGGAACAAAAACAAGCGCAGUCUGAUCGAGUAUAUGAAGCUGGUUCAUGUUGGCGUGAAGGGUCUCGUUACUGACAGUGCCGGCUAUCCGAUUAAGGACGCUGACGUCAUCGUAAACGGUAUCGAUCGCAAUGUCCGUACCGGUGAGCGGGGCGAAUACUGGCGUCUUUUGGUACCGGGCCAGUACAACGUCCGUGUGGAAGCCGUUGGCUACCACCCAAGCGAGGAAGUUACUGUAUUGGUUAAAGUCGAUCAACCGCUGCAAGUGAACUUCAGCCUGAAGAGCUACGACACACAAGAAGCGCCUUCCAAGGCAGAGCAGGUACGUGUGGUUCGUGAAACGUUUGACGAGUACGGAUUCGCAAAGAAACCAGACUUUGCCCACCAUAACUACACCGCCAUGGUGAGCCUCAUACGCGAUUUGGGCAGCAACUAUCCGUCGAUAACGCAUCUCUACUCCAUCGGGAAAUCGGUUCAGGGUCGCGAUCUUUGGGUGAUGGAGAUUACCGAAGGACCCGGGCAACACAUGCCCGGAAAACCGGAAGUGAAGUACAUCGCCAACAUGCACGGUAAUGAAGUGGUCGGACGGGAGCUGCUAUUGCUAUUUGCGACGUAUUUGUGUGAAAAUUAUAACCGAACGGAGCGUGUAACGAAGUUGGUUCGUCAGACCCGGUUGCACCUGCUGUUCAGCAUGAACCCCGACGGGUACGAGCUUGCGGAUAUCAACGAUAAAGACAGUCUCAAGGGUCGUUCGAACGCCAACAACGUCGAUCUGAAUCGCAAUUUCCCGGAUCAGUUCGGUCAGAACCAGUAUAACUUACGACAGGAGCCGGAAACACUCGCCGUGAUGAACUGGUCGCUAGCGACGCCGUUCGUCCUGUCAGCUAACCUGCAUGGUGGCGCCCUCGUCGCGAACUAUCCGUUCGAUGAUUCGCCCAAAGAUUUCGCUGACUCGAGUGGAUACGGCGAUCCUCGCACGGUGAAGAAUCCGACCGAGGAGAACGAACUGUUCCAGUACCUGGCGCACGUAUACGCAAAUUCCCACACAACGAUGCACCUUGGCAAGCCGUGCCCGAGCUUCUUGCGGGAAAACUUCUCUGAUGGCAUCACGAAUGGAGCGUCCUGGUACAGUGUAACCGGCGGCAUGCAGGACUGGUCGUACGUGGUUGGUGGGGCAUACGAGCUGACACUCGAAGUCGGAUGCGACAAGUUUCCGCCCGCUUCGCAAUUGCCCGAAUUCUGGCACCAGAAUCGCGAAGCCCUGUUACAAUACGUGGAGCAAGCGCAGCACGGCAUCACGGGAUACGUGAGAAGCACGAUCGGUCAUCCGAUUGGACGGGCGAGCGUUCAAGUCGACCAGAUCGAACAUGUCACCUACACGACAGCCAACGGGGACUACUACCGGCUAUUGCUUCCUGGCCUGUACAAUGUCACGGCCGAAGCAGAAGGAUACGAACCCCAGAAGCUAGAGGUCCGCGUUUCUCCAGAAGCCGACCGGGCCGUAAUCGUCGACUUCCAGCUGAUGCGGAAUGACCCGCAGCAUUGGUCGUCGGCGUACGACUUCCGCACGUUGGACAACAUCCUGAACACGCGGUAUCACUCGGACGCGGAGUUGAAAUCCGUCAUGGCAGAGUUCGAAAACAAACACUACAAAUCUGUCACACUUGAACUCAGUGGAAACGAGGUAUCGAUGGCAUAUCCCUCGGUGAAGGUGACCGAUAGCAUUGCCUCACCGGACGAGACAAAGUUGCACAUUCUGAUCAUUUCGUCGCUCUUCCAAACGGCCGCCAUCGGGCGAGAAAUGGUCAUCAACCUGGCGCGCCACGUGCUGGCCGGAUACAGCAUCAAGGAACCGUUGCACAUCAAACUGCUCGAAAACGCGGUAUUGCACUUCGUGCCGGUGAAAAACGAUUUCGAAGAGAUCGUGCAGCAGUUCCGGACGAACACGUCCAUCUGUAAUCCCACGCUGCACUCCGAUGAGCUGGCGGAUAAGUUACUGAAUGCCGAAACCGACCACCAGAAGGAUAUGUUCUUGCGCAUGCUUAAGGAUGACGAGUAUGACCUGGCGCUGACUUUUGCCGCAGGAGGCCACGAUGUGUUCUUCCCCCACACCAACGAUAAGGUGGCAAUAUACUCGCGCUUUGCGGAGAAAAUCAAAGGCCACAAGUACCGGCAGCCGCUUGGGGCCACACAAUGUCCAGUCGAUGCCAGCCAGCUCCACCAGGCUGAGGCGACACAGCGGGUCACCAACACGAUCCAGAAGCUGUACGAAGUGCCCAUGUUCACGAUGCAGCUCGGCUGCUGCAAGAUGCCCACCGAGGCGAACAUCGCGACCGUGUGGCGUCAGAACCUCGAACGCAUGGGUAACUUCCUUCGGUUGAUCGAUACCGGCAUACGUGGCUAUGUUAAGGACAUCCACGGGGUGCCGCUUCGGAAGGCUAUUUUACGUGUCCGCGGCAACAGCCUUAUCUACAAGGUGACACCCAAUCUGGCUCACUUCCGCAUCGUUUUGCCAUCUGGCUCGAUCGAGAUCGAGAUCAGUUGCUACAACUACACGUCCCGCAUCGUGCCGGUAACGCUGGCCGAAAACCAAAUACUUGACCUCGGUGAUAUCGUCAUGCAGGAAGCCGCCCGACCACGGGAGAGUAUCGUCGAGCCACCCGUCCCGGUGGUUCCACAGACUGUGCCGGAGAAACACCGGGAUUUUGGCGUGCUCGAGCCUAGCAAAACGAUGCGCGUGUUCCCGCAGGACGGUGGAGUUGAAAUGAACGGAGCAGUGAGCGGAAUUGUGUUGGACGAUGCCAACCAUCCGCUGCCGGAUGCAAAGGUGUACGCAAUCGAUGCGCACAGUUCGCGAUUGCUUGCGACAACUCGUACCGGGCCGCUGGGCAAAUUCCAGUUAGAAUCUCUGUUCAGUGCCAAGGACAUCGUAGUGCAUGCGGAACCGUCCGGGUACGAGGCAGGACAAAAGACGAUCAGCCAAGGACCGCUGGGUGGUGCGUCAGGUAUCGUGUUCCAUCUGGCCCGGGACGAACGAGUGCUGGGACUGCCACGGCUAGUCUUCGUUAUUCUGGCCGGAUGUGUUUGCGUGGGCAUCAUCGUCGGUGGCAUCAUGUGCUUCAUGUACGUGCAGGCUCGACGUCGAGAUUCGCGGUACUACUACAAUUUCUCGCUGUUGCCGCAAAAGGGCGAACUGAACCGGAAGCUCUUCGAUGACGACGAAGAAACGGAGCUGUUCCGGGCGUCCACGAAAACACUCUACUACUUUCUUAUCCUCUCUCCAGAGCUGCAGCCUUACUACGAUGACGAGCGUGAUCCGAUCACGGACACGGACGACGACAGUGAGGAGGAGAUCGUGAUGUUGAAUCCUUCCUUCCGCAACACCAUUAGCCAAUCGUAACCGGCUGCGGAAACGUUCCAAUGGCUCCUACCACUGCGUACCUUAACCCAUUCCGGAUCGGCCGGAACGAACGGCGUUGUCUGAUGAACCUUUUGGACAUCUGCCCGCUCACCCAUUUCGCCUUGCCUUGUGACAUGUUUUGUUUGGUUUAUUCUGUUUGGACAACGAGCGAACCCGAUUCCCGGUUCACCGUUUGGAUUGUGAUAACACAAGAGAGGCCUUUCCCGGGUCGGACGGGACAACAAUCACCCCAGUACUGCAUUUUCCAUCGCCUUUCGUUGAUGCGUGGACGGUGCGUGAAAAAAAACGCACAAAAAUUAGCUAACAGUGAGGAUAGGACGAUGACGACGACUAGCCGUUUUGCUGGCACACGACCCAUGUGAACUUACAUUCGGCAACAGAAGCUGUGAACGAAGGCGGCAAAUGAAAGAAUCUGUAUCUCUUAAGCAUGGUUAUUUAGGAAGAUAGACAAAAUGAGAAAAAGAGAGAGAAAUAAAUAAAAUACGGAAUAUCUGAAUUCCUUCGGCAGGGUAUAUUAGCGAAGCUCCAACACGAUGCGUGACUUUAUUUAGAUUAACUUAUUAUGUUUUUAUAAGCAAAUCAUCAAUAAACCCACAUCAAGAGCGUCGUGAAGCGAGAAGAGUAUUCGUUUGCCACACACUCGUACACCUCGUGGCGUUUGUGAUAUUCGCUAGAACAACGAAUAAAACAGUUCGUGUUUCUUCUUCA
Molecule: messenger RNA, 4962 nt
Organism: Anopheles nili
Lineage: Eukaryota; Metazoa; Arthropoda; Insecta; Diptera; Culicidae
Gene: svr
Product: carboxypeptidase D
Exons: 13
Coding region: 16-4233 (1405 amino acids)
Biological process (GO): proteolysis
Molecular function (GO): metallocarboxypeptidase activity; zinc ion binding
Source: RefSeq, a predicted model, not a curated record